CCACUUACUCUCUUUUUUUUUUUUUUUGCUUUGAUUUGAGGUUUUGGUUCGUUUCCGUCAUGCCUGAGCCAGCGAAAUCCGCUCCAGCUCCUAAAAAGGGCUCCAAGAAGGCAGUGACGAAAGCGCAGAAAAAAGAUGGCAAGAAGCGCAAGCGCAGCCGCAAAGAGAGCUACUCUGUUUACGUGUACAAGGUGCUCAAGCAGGUCCACCCCGACACCGGCAUCUCCUCCAAAGCCAUGGGCAUCAUGAACUCCUUCGUCAACGACAUCUUCGAGCGCAUCGCUGGUGAGGCGUCUCGCUUGGCGCAUUACAACAAGCGCUCGACCAUCACGUCCAGGGAGAUUCAGACCGCGGUGCGCCUGCUGCUGCCCGGGGAGCUGGCCAAACACGCAGUGUCCGAGGGCACCAAGGCUGUCACCAAGUACACCAGCUCCAAGUGAGCAGUUCUCCUGUCUUA
Messenger RNA from Loxodonta africana (African savanna elephant), 457 nucleotides. RefSeq names its product histone H2B type 1-C/E/F/G/I. The transcript has a single exon. Gene Ontology annotation, cellular component: nucleosome. Bases 60 to 440 code for a protein of 126 amino acids. NCBI's taxonomy places the organism in Eukaryota, Metazoa, Chordata, Mammalia, Proboscidea, Elephantidae. The record is from RefSeq and is a predicted model, not a curated record. Gene Ontology annotation, molecular function: structural constituent of chromatin; DNA binding; protein heterodimerization activity.